AUGAAUGAGUUCUUGGUUCAAAGGACCUUGUAUCGCUUGAUAUAAAAGUUGGAGAGAUGUUGUUGGACAAGCGCUCAAAAAACUAGGUGUACUGAAUGGUAAUUUAGGUAGUCGUUUUAAAGAAAAACCACAUGAAUGGGCAAAAUAACAACGUUAAUUGAAAAUGUGAGUGAUAUUGCGGAAGUACCCGCACGAGCCAGCUCGUGACGAUAUGCCUCAGAAACCAUCGAUCAGGCCCGCACUUGGAGCACCAGGGAUCAUAAAACAGACAUUAAUAUUAAUACUUGGUUAAUGUUUGCUGAAACUAACUGUAUUUUGCUCUAUUUACGUCUUGCCACGUGAAAGUAUGUCAUUAUGGUAGCAACUUCUACGGAAGCCAACAUCUGGUGGUGGCAGACUGGUGCACAAUGCCGCCUCGGUCCGGUCCUGGGUCCGAUAACCGUGACUAAUUGUCCGGAGCUAUCAGCGAUGCGGGCCGGCGUUGUCUUGCGGUGGAAAAAUAUCGAUCGCAGCACACACCUGUUCGGAAUCGUUCGACGGUGCACACAAUGGGGCGCGCACCUGCCCACUAGCUCGCGCGCCGCCGCUCCGCGCGCACACACGCACUCGACGCCGACGCGACACCAUGCGCGCGGGGGGGCGCCGCUGACCGCCGCGACGUCACGCCGGCCGCGCCGUCGCCGAUCGAUUCCCUUCGGACAUCUUGGACAACACCGUCCACCACCUUCUUUUUUCUCAGGGCGAGCGAUGUAGUAGGCCGCGAUGCAUAUAACGUCAAGCCUGUCUCCGGCGUCCGGCGAGAUGCUGGACACGGCGUCGCUCAACUUUUACGGAGAUGCAGGAGACCAGUAUGGGACGACGUACUUUGCUGUGGACCACACGGUCCCGGAGUCGUCCCACACAGUGGAGAUAGAGUAUGUGUACGAGCAGCCAGACACGUAUGCCAUUAACCAAGAAGAUACAGAAACAGAUGUGCCUCAGAGUGAACAAGUCGUCGCGGCUGAUCAAGUUGAAUACUCUAAAAAGAUACACAGCAAACACAAGCCUAACAAGAUGGUAGUAGACGAGGAGCCGGAGGCUGACCUCACGAAUUUGACGUGGCUGCAGAAUAUUACGAACAUAAUGUCGGUGCCGCAGUUUCCGAUCCCUCCAGUGUCGCCGGCUCCGCAGGUGAAGGUGCAGCCGCAGAACACGAGGCUGCAGAAGUUUAACCAGACGAUAGCGAAGUGUCAGAAAGACUUUACGGAGAACAAGCACGAGUAUAGGACGAACAGUGAGAAGAAGCCGCCGUACUCGUACAGCACGCUGAUCUGCAUGGCCAUGAGGUACAACAACGACAAGAUGACGCUCUCCGCGAUAUACUCGUGGAUCAGGGACAACUUCAAGUACUACAGGAACGCCGACCCCACCUGGCAGAAUUCCAUCAGACACAACCUGUCUCUAAACAAAGUGUUUGUGAAAGUAGCUCGAUCAAAACACGAGCCGGGGAAAGGAGGCUUCUGGAAACUCGAUCUCGCACAUUUAGAAGGAACCAAACGAAUCUCAAAUAGACCUCAUAAGAAGAAGAAAUCAGCGUCCAAAGAAAAAGUCACAGAGGAAAAAACUGCAGUCGCCAAUAUUCCGCAGGUCAAUGCGGUAGAAGAAAUGUCGAAUGAAAUAAAUCAGGCUGUGAUGCUGCACUUGCCUGAUUUCAAUAUUGGGAGCAUUCAGAGUCUUCCUGACAUUGAUUUGGAGACGAAUAUAGGAGCUAAUGUGAUUGUGGAGCCGGCUGUACCACCUCCUUUGAUGCCCGAAGAUGACCUCUCGUCCUUACUCCUCAACCCUACAGAGUGGAACGACCUGCAGCUAGACAUGUUGGAUAAUUACCUGGACUCAUGUUUCGAGUAAGUUUUUAAGCAUUUGUUGUUAGUCGUAUCCGUUCCAAAUCGAUGUUAGUGAGUGUACAGUUUCGUUUUACUAGUUGAUGAUAAUUAAUUAUUUAAUUUGUGACGUUUAAUUUUUACGGUCUAAAAAUUGGUGUAUUUCGUAGUUGUCCGAUUUUCUAUAGUGACUGCGACAUGAACUGUUUGUGCUUUUCCCGGGAAACUAAUCUUUUUAGUGUGCCUUUAUGAAAUUAAUGAUAGAAAAAUAGUAGAAUUUAUGAAAGCCGUCCUUAAAAUAAGAAUAAAGAAAAAUAUUAUACAUUGCUAUAGGAUAAAAAGAAAAUCGUUUACAAACGUUGCGUCGUCGUCGGAAUUUUGAGGUAACAGACAGUCAAACACUUAUAAUAAUAAUCUCGUAUGCGUAUCCUAUCAACUUGAUGUGAAUAAAUUUUUACAUUUAUUUCAUUUUGUACAAGAUACAUAAUAUAGUCUAGUCAACAAAAGGCUUUUGCGAAAGAUUAGGUAGGAAUUUUAAUGUUGAAUUUGUUUUAUACGUAAGAAUGUAGGGAGAUCCGUGUUUAAGAACACUAUUUAAAGUUUCAAUUGAACGUGUUUAAAAAAGUCAAUAGGUUAUAGAUUUUUAUUAUUUAAACAUAUCACUAUGUCGUACAAAACGCCAGAAUCGUUAUACUGAACAGAGAUAGAAUGAAAUGGUGUUAUUUAGGUUUUUUUUGUAAUAAUUGUAUUUAAGGCACAAUUUAUUAAACGAAGCCGUCCUAUAAUUACUUUAAAAACAGAAUAUCUCUAAAUACAGGUACAAAUACCUAAAUUAUAUAAAUUUAUCAUUGCUGUCCGGAUAAAAAAUGUCAGAUGUGUUUUUAGACGUUUAAAAUAUGGGCCUUAUUAAAAUAUCAUAAUUAUAAAGGUAUAAAGAAAAAUAACAGUGCCUUCAGUUAAAAUAUGCCUAAUAUUCUUAAUAAAUCUACUGGCCCAAAAAUUAAACGUAAUAAUGUUCAAUAGAACUGUUUCGUUCACAAUAACAAUUAAACCGAGGUAUGAAAUACUUCAAAACGAAUUGUCUCAAAAUUAAUAAUUUUGCUCAAACAAAGCUCAGUUGUUUGCCUAAUAAAUUGGGUUACAAAUAACAUAACAGUAUUAUUAUUAAAAAAAAUAUGCACAAAUAAUUUGUAGCAAUUUAUUUACUUGUUAGAUUGUAAAUCUAUGCGUUAUUUUAGAGUUAACAACUAAGAACAAAUUUUAAAUUUUCCAUUUUUUAAAGUCGGUUAAAAAUAUAGCAAUUAACUGAUUACAUGAAUCGAUGAGUAACUAUGGUAGGUCAUUAAUAUUGAUCAGCAGUCAGUGGGUUAGUCAUAAAAAUAUCGAUUAUUCUUACAUGAGGACGUUUUAAAGCCAUUUGUGCAAUAUCUGUCUGAAGGACAAGAAAAACAUAU
Spodoptera frugiperda (fall armyworm) is the source of this 3313-nucleotide messenger RNA. RefSeq lists its product as uncharacterized. Gene Ontology annotation, biological process: regulation of transcription by RNA polymerase II. Bases 763 to 1887 code for a protein of 374 amino acids. The transcript has 3 exons. The record is from RefSeq and is a predicted model, not a curated record. Lineage: Eukaryota; Metazoa; Arthropoda; Insecta; Lepidoptera; Noctuidae. Gene Ontology annotation, molecular function: RNA polymerase II cis-regulatory region sequence-specific DNA binding; DNA-binding transcription factor activity, RNA polymerase II-specific.